CACCAAACAUAUCCUUUUUCUUUCCCCAUAAACUUAAGUUUUUUUUGGUUCAUGUUGAGAUCAUUCAUCAUCAGCAUCGGCAUCAGCAUCACGAGCUUCUUGUUUCACGCGAUUCCCGUUAUAGUCGCGCUGCGUAUCUUCGUAGUCAUCCUAUAUCCACAUGGCCCAGAUGAGCCCCUCCCUCCCGCUUCCCUCCCCGCCGUUCGGGCCGGAGUGAAUCGGAGUGAAUCAAAAGUGAAUCAAGUGAAAAUUGUUUCCAUUCACAUACAUCAUGGUCGCAAAUGACGAUGCACCCCCCGCGCCGCCCAACUUAAGGUGGUUUCAUCAGUGCAGUACCUCUGUAGGUAGCUACCGUAGCCGCGCAUAACCAAAUCGUGAUUUCGGAGUCAGACGGCAUAGCAGGCAUGGCAGGCAUGGCAAUGG
Lasiosphaeria miniovina is the source of this 423-nucleotide messenger RNA. RefSeq lists its product as uncharacterized. The coding region runs from base 52 to 285 and encodes 77 amino acids. Lineage: Eukaryota; Fungi; Ascomycota; Sordariomycetes; Sordariales; Lasiosphaeriaceae. The transcript has a single exon. The record is from RefSeq and is a predicted model, not a curated record.